ACGAACCGGCCAACAACCUACUCUCAUCCCAGCAACUAGAUGAAUGCUUGAUUUUGAGGCAGUCAGUGGUGAACCGCCAUUUCCAUGCGACUACCAUGCCUUGAAGCUGCUACCAUUCCAAGAAGGGCGUUACUUCCCAUUGCAAUUGCCUCUACAGUGCUAAAGGCUCGCCGCUUUACACACAGUGACUUCUACAUCACUGCUGAAGGCCAGAGGAAACUCAUCAAGUCCCCCGAUUUUCUGUCUUUUCAAUAUCUGUCUCAGGAAGAAAAGAUAAGACUGUCCUCUCCUCCGCCAGACCCUAAUGAGCUUAAAGACCUGGUACUGCAAGGACAGUAUGAAGGCGCUCGACGACUACGCAUCCAUUUGUUAUCACUUCAGCCCAAAAAUUUCAUGCAGGAAUUCGUAACGUGGUUAUCCCUUGUUCCCCCGAAGCACGAGGCGCCAGAUUGGCGAUGCCCUUUCUCUAGAAUACAGCGAUUUCUGUUCAGUACUGGUGUUCCGGCCGACAGUUUCCCUGUCGUGACUCAAUUCAGUAUGGUUACUGCAUCGAUGGGGUACCUCAAGGACAUAUGGCCCCGUCUUGGCCACACGCUUGCUCUUCUCGCUGACCCGGCUUCGGGUCUUAGUUAUCUCAUGGAUUUAGAACGGGCGGUGGUUAAAUAUGAGAAGGAACUGCACCCUGAACGUGUGCUACAGAUAGAGGAGCGUUACCGCUCCAUGAUGAUCAACGCGUGCUGCCAUAUGGGGUGGUUGCAACAAGCCGUCAACCUCUUACACAAGAGUGGCGGUAUUCGGCUACCCCUGGACAUAUAUCAGUUGAUAUUGGACAAGCUCAGGGAGGACGGCGACGAGAACGGUGUCGGGAUUACGAUGAGGAUCAUCGCCGAACAGGAGGAUAGUGUCGCGUGGCAAAGGCGGUAUACCCUGCUCAUGCCGUCUCGUUAUCAUCGUUACUACGGUGCAGCAGAUGCUCAAGCAAUCCAGAAGCGUUCCGGGAGCAAGCCUUGAUAUGCAAUAUCAACGCUCCACCAUGGUUUAUCGUCUGGAUACAAUGAUCGUCCUAUAUGUCAGGCCGAUUUACGACCUACCCGAGGUCGCUGAACGCCUUGUAU
Guyanagaster necrorhizus is the source of this 1115-nucleotide messenger RNA. RefSeq lists its product as uncharacterized. Lineage: Eukaryota; Fungi; Basidiomycota; Agaricomycetes; Agaricales; Physalacriaceae. The coding region runs from base 85 to 1011 and encodes 308 amino acids. The record is from RefSeq and is a predicted model, not a curated record. The transcript is spliced from 4 exons.